GUAUAAAAAACAACAUGUUUGCAACAGUCGUGACCACUAACACGAACCUGAUUCUGUCUAGAAGUCCGGUUUUGGAAACAUUAAUCAGUCUCACUUGUUAUUGAUCUUCAAAUCACGUUUAUUGUGAGUAAUCUAAGUUAGCAGACACUGCUGCCCAACUGCCUGCAGCGAGAUACCAGUCUGCCCCGAGCCAAUACAUAUGAAUUAAAGCCGAAAUUUCAACAUAUAUAUAUAUAAAUUAAUCUUUUUGUGCCAAUACACAUUCACAUUGUCCAAAAUAUUGUAAAGUAUCCGAGGCAAAGCGAAACAAGAAAUCUGAUUUCCGCCGAUAGCAACAACAACACGUGACGUAGGAGGCGCAUUAAUCUAAAGAUUGUCAUAAUAUGAAGCCCUCCAACACGUAUUCUUAUCACACCAGUUGCUCCAGUGAGAGUUAAGGCUGUGGCCAGGUAUGGCUGGUGGUUUGUGACCACUAAGCGGGUGGUUCAGUUGUUGCUUAAUUUACAGUUAAAAAGACAGACGCGUGAAAUUCAAAGAAUAAACUUAGGUUUAAAUAAAGGUUAUUCGAUACAAUCUAUUACGUGCGACGCGUCUAUGAACAAACAAAAUAAACAUAACGCGCUUUUUGUGGUUUUGUGCAGGCAGUUUGAAAUUAACUCUACUGAAUUGGUUAUCCAUGGACAAAUUACAAACAAAUUUCGCUUUGUUGGUUGUUUUACUUAGCUGGAGUACGAUUUUUGCAGCAGAUGGAUCAAUAUGGCUAACAGAUAUCAGCAACAACAUGGACGGCUGUGCUGCUGGUUCAAGCAACAUCUCUGAACAUUGCAACUGCUCGGUAACUCACUUUCCCUGCGAAUGUCGCAACAGUGCAUCUGGCUGUCCAACUGGCAAUGACACUUGCAUUCCACGAUACCAACUAUGUGAUGGAGUUUCGCAUUGUCCGUAUGGAAGUGACGAGACAGGCUGUUCUUGCGGAAUAAACCAAGUUCGCUGCGGUUGCCUUUUCCAGAAGAGCAAUUGCCGAAAUGAUACGCCAUGUUUGAAUAUCUCAAGAGUAAUGGACGGGACAACCGACUGUCCAGACAAAAGUGACGAGCCAUGUAUGUCUGGCUUGGACCGCCAUUACCUUUCGUGUCGAUUUAAGCUCUUCCAAUGCCCGACCAUGCACACAAUGAAGAAUGUUAUCUUGUUCGGUCUUAGGCGGCGAGUACGUGGUAUUAAAUGUUGGCAGAUAGAGCAGGAAUGCAGGAUAGGGGACCCUCUAUGUAUUAGAAACCAGUGGAGGUGCGUUCAAAUUCGCAGCUGGAAGCUUGCAGUACAACACUGCCGGGAUUUAUUAAACGAAACAAACUCAAUGAUAAUUUGUAAAAAUAACGAUCUUGCAUUGGGGCCUUCGUUAUGUUCUCCUUUUAAAGCGUGUGAGUUUGGAAGAUAUACCUGGAAAAUACAUGCGCACGGGUUCAAGUGCCAAGCUAAAUCUUCAUACUCAUGCGAUAGCAGAGACGUUUAUAUUCCACAACGCAACUUGUAUGAUAAUGACGUCAACUGCGCGGACGGCUCCGAUCUCUGUUUCCAAGAUGGAAAAUUUAAAUGUUUUCGAUGCUUGGAUGGAAGUCUCAUUAUUUCUCCAAAACAAGUCUGCGAUGGGACGUUUGACUGUUUUGAUAUGUCGGACGAAAAAUCAUGCAAAAAUCGAACUUUGUAUCAAACUAUUUUCGGUUCUAAGAGAUUACAGCAUUCCAGGGAGGUAUGCCCAUCAAAUAAAGUAUACUGCUCUAAUAGAACUGGCUGCAUAGAUACUGACCGGGCAUUUUUUAAUAUUGUGCAUUGGCAGUGCGAUGAUGCGAUUCAGAACUUAUCAAUGAACGGCUUUGCUCCUGUACGAGUGCAGAGAAACCGCACGAGAACCAGGUGUAAACGGUUUCCUGAUAUUCGGGCGUUUAAGUGUGACGGCAUAGCCCAAUGCUUGUACGGCGAUGAUGAAUGCGGAUGCGACAAUGAGCUGGGGGUUUGUAAAACCCCGAACAAGAGGUGCUGGUAUGGCGGAGCGAACGUAAAAAUGUGCGACGGAAUACAGUCUCUUGUUAUUAUACCUAGAAGGAGGAGAAGACAGUUUUUACGAAAGAAGGCCAAUGGAAAUUGGAGAUAUCGUAACUUUUUGGGUGUUUGCGAAGUCGGAUUUGAUGAAGUAAACUGCUCGAACAGGUAUUACUGCCACCAAGGUGCUUCUAUAAGCAUUCACAACUCAAGGGUUUGUAACGGAAUUAUUGACUGCAAUGAUGCUUCGGAUGAGGCAGUUUCCAAAUGCAAUCUUAGUCGGUACUAUUGCAAGAACGGGAAGCCGUUAUCCGUACCUAUGUUUCAGGUUGAAGACGGUGUCAGAGAUUGUACCGAUGGUAGUGACGAGUGUCCACCUAACAGCAAAAAGUCAUCAGUAUUUUCUUCUCAAUAUGAAAUGAUUGCAAAUACUUUCAUACGCGCAGUAUUUUGGAUCAUGAGUUUUCUGAGCAUUUUCGGUAAUUCUCUGGUUAUUUAUUCCGCUAUAAAAGACUUUAUAUACCAAAAGAACGCUGCGUGUACUGAGAAAUGCCAAAACUGGAUGGUGGUAAACUUAGCCAUUUCCGAUAUUCUCAUGGGUUUGUUUCUAUUGAUUAUUUGUAUCAAGGGGGUCCAUUUUUCUGGUUCUUACUGUUACCAUGACAUUGCGUGGAGAAGCAGUACCACUUGUUCAUCGCUUGGGGCGCUAGCGACCCUAUCAACAGAAGCUUCAAUAAUGAUGAUGACAGUAAUGACAAUUUACCGAAUUCUUGCAGUUUACCGGCCGUUUCUUGUCCGUUCAAUGCGGGUUAAGUGGCUCGUACCGCCUGUGCUAUUCGUAUGGCUUAUAGCAGUGCUUGUAGCAGCUAUACCACUGGUGAAACUGCCAUCUGGGUAUUUUGUGACCUCUGUGUGGUAUCCGAACAGGUUUUACAGAUCCGAAGAAAAUGUCAAAGAAAAACAUGAUGUUGUUGGCGAACCGAGCCACAAACCACACCGUCACAGCGUGGGAAGACGCCAAGGACGUUGUUGGAAAUGCAUAUAAGUUAUACACAAUUAGGAGGGAGAUCGGAUACUAUGGCGGGACCAGUGUUUGCAUGCCUCGUCUGUAUCUAAAAGUCGGUGAUGCAACUUGGGGAUAUUCGACCUUCAUCGUCACAUUCAAUUUUAUCCUUUUCAUGUUUAUUUUCGUCAGUUACAUAUUGAUAUAUAAAAAGGGCACGAAAAUGAAGCCACAGAAAGACAAAAGUAGAAAGUUACAAAACAAAAUCACUCGCUUGAUUAUUACGGAUUUUUGUUGCUGGAUUCCCAUUUGCCUGCUGGCCUACAUAAGUUUGGGUGGCGUAGCAUUAAACAAGAUCGUUUACGCCGUUAGCGCUGGGUUAAUCUUCCCGAUUAACAGCGCUUUAAAUCCCUUGUUGUAUUCUUCCGUUAUCGAAACUAAUGUGUUGAAACUGUGGCGCUUAAUUAGCCGUGCGAGUAAGAAGACAUCUUCAGUAGAAUCGCCACAAAACACAGGUUCAACUGCCGUCACACCACAACAAAAAGCUAAAAUUUCGUCUCUGUAAUACUAAUCACAGAUUUUGUAUAUAGAGUAUCUAACGUACAAUCGCUAAAACGAAUUGUAAACCUUUUAACAUUGUCUAUUGUUUUAUCGUUGUACAUUCAAUUAAUGCGAAAACAAAAUAAAGUCAAAAAGUCUUG
Molecule: messenger RNA, 3741 nt
Organism: Ciona intestinalis (vase tunicate)
Lineage: Eukaryota; Metazoa; Chordata; Ascidiacea; Phlebobranchia; Cionidae
Biological process (GO): activation of adenylate cyclase activity; hormone-mediated signaling pathway; adenylate cyclase-activating G protein-coupled receptor signaling pathway
Cellular component (GO): plasma membrane
Molecular function (GO): G protein-coupled peptide receptor activity; protein binding
Source: RefSeq, a predicted model, not a curated record